UGAAAUGACGAAAAUUGUCCCAACUCACGACCCGUAUUUGAGAUCACGGAAGUGCGAUUGUUUACGGAAUCAAGAGGAAAUGCGUUUGCUCAAAAGGAAAAAAAAAUAUUUUCACGUUAGAUUACAGCGAAACUAUUGAAUUGUUUUUGAAAUAACAAACUCAUCUUCCACAAAGCAUAGACUUUAUGCAUAGUGAAUAUGGUUAUUUUAGGUCUCAGAUAAUAGCGUUUCUAUUUAGAAUCUGAAACUCGACAUCAAAAAUAGUGCAGCAAGCUAACGUUAGUUAGCUAAGGCUGGCAUUACAAGCGACUCUGCGGUUUGUUUAACGUGAGUUCUGGUAUGACUGUUGUCUGAGUGGUAACUAAACAGCAAACGUGGACCAACAAAUAUCCCUCUGCAGCCUAUUUAAGUACACUGAAAGUCGAGAAAGCGAAACUGACUACCGUUAAUUUAGUUUACAGAGACAAACGUCAGCUUGCCCACAAGCUGUGAGUCCAGCCAGACGAAAGCUGCCUUCUCUUCAGUUUACUGAAAAUAAGACUAAGUCCAGAGGUAUCACACAUUAUUGGCAUCAUGGCCGAGACUAUCGUAACGUUUCAGUCCCAACUUUCUGGUGUCAUGGAAACGGUAUUCAAGGCUGCCAUGUAUGAGAUCACCCGGCUAGUGGAGGACAGUUUUAUGGAGGAGGUAACGCGGUGCAGGGAGCAGGUCGAGUCCCUGAAGAGGCGGCUGAAGUGGUCGGAGAGCCGCCGCAAAGAAAGAGAGGGAGACAGGAGGGGGAGAUGUGUGGACUGCGGAGGAGUCGGGGUGUCCAGUGAGGAGAAACUAAAAGCGAUACAAACAGAGAGAAGUCUGAAACAAGAGAGUGUGCUGCAAGAAGAUAUAAACAGCUCCCAGGGUCCUGAUGGAGAGACACCCAGUCAUGACGUGGAGGCCCACAGUGCCAUGAAGGCACCACAGUCCCAAGGUGUGCAAGGUGAAAAGUUAGAUAGACUGCUCAAGGAGGAAGCUCUUCGCAUCACGCCAGAAACUAAUGAGUCCCAGGAGAGAUGGGGAGUCAAUUUGGAAGAAACAGAGACAUCAGGCCUGCCGGGGCCCAGCAAACAAUUCAGUGACCAGAAGAUCCCAAAGUGUCAUGUAAACUGGGAAGCUGGCUUUGACCAGAGGCCAGAAUCAGGCCAAGAUGUCAACUCAGGUGACCCCUCUGAGCCUCUUUUCCAGAACAGGUAUGGCAUGGAAGACUUGGGUGGCUUUGACAAGACAGGCUAUGGAGACGGCAGUAUGAUAGACAUGGCUAACUUGGAUGACUUACAAGGAUCACCAUCCCGCCUUGGCGAAGAUCUGAGUUACAUGGGCCACUAUGAGGGGGAUGUAGAAGCACCCGAGGGGGCAGAGGAUCAAGCUUUCCAAACAGGUGCCUCAAGAAAUAGAAGGGGCACUGUAGGGUCACGUCCAGGUUCACCCUCAAGGACUAACCUUGAUGUAACUGGAGAGUUCAGCUGUUUAUUGAUCAAUGAAGAAGGGUAUCUGCAGGACCCUAGCAUCUUGUACCCGGCACAUGUGUCUGGUGAUUCAGGUGGCAGAUUGAGCUUCCGGGGCCAGGGUAUUCGCAUGGACCCAUCUUUAGACAGCACAGGGGAUAUGUAUGGACCCUCAGAUACAUACACUGAUACUUUAAACUUGGGAGAGAGAUUGCAGCAUCAGACGGCAGGAAGAGGAGGGAGGAGACAUACCUGUAACCAGUGCUCCAUGUCCUUCCCUGAUUCUGCCUCCCUCAAGGCCCACAAGCAGACACACAAAGGCACAGGGCAAGGGCCACUAUACUCCUGCAACCAGUGUGGAAAGACCUUCACUCAAGCCUGUAACCUCAAAGUCCACCAGAGAAUUCACUCUGGGCAGGGGCUCCACCUCUGUAGCCAUUGCGGUAAAGGUUUCCCUUCAUUUUCUGACCUAAAGGGUCACAAGUGCGGCCAAACGGGUGACAAACCUUACUGUUGCACCGUAUGCGGGAACAAGUUCAGCCGUCUCUGGAAUCUGAAGUUGCAUCGGAGAAUUCACACACAGGAAAAACCUCACCGGUGCACCAUGUGUGAUAAGAGCUUCACACGGGCGGACAUAUUGAAGGUUCACCAGCGUACCCACACAGGGGAAAGACCAUACUGCUGCACUGUAUGUGGCCUUAGCUUCAAACGCCUGGAUCAUCUGAAAUCACAUCAACGCAAACAUAUGACAGAUCUAUAAAACUAUGGCAGUUAAAGGAAAGAGUACCAGAGAUUUUAAGAUUGUUUGUGUUAUUACGAGGUUUAAAAAUGUGAGCCAUGGAUUUUUUUCAUUAAGAUCCCAGCAACCCAAAGUUAUGUUUUCUGGUCAGAUUUUUUGUUUUUUACUUCACCUCAGUUCCAAGCCCUCUGUUUUCUAUUCAAGAACUUUUUGUUUGUAUAAAAAUGUAAGACAAAGAUGACGUUAAAUAAUGAAUUUCUCGUGUUUGAUAAAAUAAGUCUUAUUUGUACCCUUGAUUCCAUUUGCAUUUCAUGCUGCAUAUUUAGUCACUGAAACAAUUACUCACUUUAAGCAAAAUUGAAAAAAUCUGAGUAACACUAUCCUUGUGAUUACAUAACAGAUUGACAAUAAAACUAAAAAUGAGUUAAUGCUGGAUUAUUUUUCUCAAUCUUUAAUGGGGGACUCUACCGUGUCUGUAAAUAUUGUCUAUACAUAAAACAAUUGAGGCCAAAGUCAUGCGUUUAAAUCCCUUUUCUGCUGCAAGCUGUUCUUGUGACGGAGAGGGGAGAUGGAAAAAUAUUUUAUCAAGAAACUUACUUGAGAAUACUUGACUUUUCACUUUUUUUUUUCUUUGAAUAAACUUUAUGAGAAAAUUAAA
Thunnus maccoyii (southern bluefin tuna) is the source of this 2878-nucleotide messenger RNA. RefSeq lists its product as uncharacterized. Gene Ontology annotation, molecular function: DNA-binding transcription factor activity; RNA polymerase II cis-regulatory region sequence-specific DNA binding. Bases 574 to 2241 code for a protein of 555 amino acids. Lineage: Eukaryota; Metazoa; Chordata; Actinopteri; Scombriformes; Scombridae. Gene Ontology annotation, biological process: regulation of transcription by RNA polymerase II. The record is from RefSeq and is a predicted model, not a curated record. The transcript is spliced from 4 exons.